Pseudoliparis swirei is the source of this 9667-nucleotide messenger RNA. It is a transcript of the gene eys, whose product is annotated as eyes shut homolog. Lineage: Eukaryota; Metazoa; Chordata; Actinopteri; Perciformes; Liparidae. Gene Ontology annotation, cellular component: protein-containing complex; plasma membrane. The record is from RefSeq and is a predicted model, not a curated record. Gene Ontology annotation, molecular function: calcium ion binding. Gene Ontology annotation, biological process: heterophilic cell-cell adhesion; establishment or maintenance of epithelial cell apical/basal polarity.
UUUUUUGAUUGACAUGGAUGUAAACUACAACUAGACAGGUGGGGGAGGAAUAUGAGUGCAAGAUAGGAAUUCUGUUGCAUCAAGUUGAGCUGGAGAAAUAAACUCUGUUUUGUAGAACAAGAAUCAACUUCCUUUUGCAAAUCAUUAAUCACAAUCUUUCUUUUCCUCAGGUCAUUACUAUUCAUGUGGACUUUUUGGAGUACACAGAACAGCAGCUCAUUAAAUAUAAUACGCAUUUUCAUUCUCCAGAGUCCCAGAUUGAUUUGUAUUAACUAGUACGAGAGGGAAACAUGGCGGUAACUUUGUUUGACUUAUUUGCCGUCUUUAUGGCUUACCAUCUGAUCCACUGCCAUACAGUUUGCAACAGAAAAGCUUCACUUGAAUGGCACCCUAAGCAACACACAGUCCAAAUAAAUCUGACUCUCUUAGGAGACCUCUGUAGGAGUUUUUCUGAAUGUUGGGAUUCUCAAGGGAGAGAUGAGUCAACUGGAAACCCUAUCAACUUCCCACAGAUAUGCCCACUGCAGCUGCAACAUGGAGACACACUGUUGAUGUCUGCCGAUGAAACACUGAAGUCUUACGGCAUCAUACUCCUCAAUGUUUCUGAAGAAAGCUUUGGGAGCUGCUCAACAAAUGGACAGAUAAAAGAUCAGUUUCUUUCCCCCCACAAUCUGAAUGGAAGUGAGCAAGUUGAGGCUAAGUUGCUCGUCCCAGGUCGUCAUCACUUUAUUGCUCAGCAUGAGGGAGACUCUCAGCUGUGCAAGCUUGGCUUACGGCUCAUUGUGUCUGUCAAAAGGCAACUUUGUCAGGGUUCUCCUCUGCUGCGACUUUGUUCGGGGAGCGGCGUUUGUCAAACAGGCCUGUGGGACGAUGCAUACCACUGUCAAUGCCACCACCACUACACUGGGAGGUUUUGUGAAAAGGCUGAUGGUUGUUUGGAUAACCCUUGUGGAAACCAAGGAGUCUGUUUGAGCAAUGGAUCCACGGAUCCCAACCUCAGAACAUACAAAUGUCUCUGUCCUCCACAUUUUACAGGUUUUAACUGCUCUGAAGUCGUUGGAAAAGAAAACUGUGACAGAAUUUGUGAAAAUGGGAUGUGUGUUCAAGGGUCGCCCGCCUCCUUCAAAUGCAUCUGUGACACAGGAUUGUCUGGCCCGCCCUGUGAGAAGAGGAAAGCCCCCUGUGAUCCAAAUCCAUGCAGAAAUGGUGGCGUAUGUAAAGAAAGCUCCAAAGGAUGUGUUUGUAUUUGUCCUGAAGGAUUCGGGGGCGUCUACUGCGACUCCCGAGUUGUCUUCGAUUGCAUGUCAUAUGCAUGUCGGGAGAAACCAAUUUGCACUCCAGGGGAGCAUGCCUCUGAAUGUGUCUGUGCAGAUGGUAAUGUGGUCCCAUCAUGCAGGAGGCAGCAGGACCUUUGCAGCCCAUCACCAUGUCUCAACAAUGCCACCUGCGUGUCCAGGGGAAAUGAUAAUAUAUGCAGAUGUCUGCGAGGGUUUUCCGGGAAGAAUUGUGAAGAAGUAAUGGACUACUGCAUGCUGCUCAAUAUCCACUGCCUGAAUGAGGGACUGUGCUUGAGUGUAAUUGGCGGAUAUCAGUGUGUUUGUGCCCCGGGAUGGAUGGGAGAGUUCUGUCAGUACGGAGGCGACGCCUGCCUGAUAAAACCAAACGGCUGUUUGAAUGGAGCCACGUGCAUUACAGCAAGUCAGCCGUCAUCUCCUCCAGUUUACGCCUGCAAGUGCCCCCUCGGCUUCACUGGAACACACUGUGAGACUGAGAUCAACGAGUGUGACUCCAGUCCCUGUCAGCACAACGGCACAUGCUCUGACUUGCUGGGAAACCAUGAAUGCCAAUGUCACGCAGGUUUUCUGGGAUAUAAUUGUGAAGUUGACAUUGAUUCUUGUGCUCUACCCAACAACACCUGUCCAUCAACGUCUGAGUGUUUUGACCUCCCAGAUGGUUUUGGAUACACCUGCCGUGUACUCUGCCCUCAAAACCUUCAACCAUGUGCCAACAAAGGACACUGUGUGUUGAAUGACGCCAAUAGCUACAGUUGCAUCUGUACACCGGGUUAGUCUGGUCAGAACUGCCGUAUCAAUGUCGAUGAUUGUGUUCAACAUUGGUGUCAAAAUGGAGCCACUUGUGUGGAUGAGAUUGGUGGUUACAGCUGCCGUUGUCCCAGAGGAUACACGGGCGUCUUCUGCGAAGAGGACAUUGAUUACUGUGUUGGCCAUCUCUGCUCUGAACAUGGUGUUUGCCUGGACCAGCAGUAUAACUUCACCUGCCGCUGCAUGCUUGGGUUUGAAGGGUCGCUCUGUGAACUGGAAACAAAUGAGUGCAACAGCUUCCCCUGUGCAAGCCGCGCCACCUGUGUGGACCUAGUCAGUGAUUAUCGGUGCCACUGUCCCCCAGGGUUUGAGGGAAGGACCUGCUCUGAGAAUGCAAACGAUUGCUGGUCGCAGCCUUGUCUAAAUGGAGGCUUGUGCACGGAUCUGAUAAAUGACUACAAUUGUGAUUGUCCUGUUGGGUUCAAGGGGAAAGAUUGCUCGGUGGAUAUUGACCUUUGCUCAUUUGGACUGUGCAGUGAACACACAUUAAUAUGCGCUGAGACCAAGGAUGGACAGAAUGUCUCUUGCACGUGUGAAAGAGGGUUUGAAGGGUCAUUUUGUGAAGUAAAUCUCAAUGAGUGUGAGUCACAGCCCUGCCAGAACAGAGGGAUUUGUGUGGACGGCAAUGACCUGUAUCAGUGCUUCUGCUCAGAAGGGUUUGGUGGGUUGAAUUGUGAAAUCAACAAUGAUGAAUGUGUCCAUGGAUACUGUGCCAAUAAUUCCACAUGUAUUGACCUGGUUGCAGACUAUGAGUGCAUCUGUCCUUCAGGCUUUGCCGGGAAGAAUUGCUCCACAUUUGUCUCGGCAUGUGCAUCAGAUGUUGAGUUCUGCAGAAAAGGAGGAACCUGCUCCUACAACUCAGCUGGGGAAAUGCAAUGUAUUUGCCCUCCAGGAUACCAUGGCAAUGAAUGCUCCUCAUCUGUGAACCAAUGCGUGUCAAAUCCUUGCAACCCUGAGGGGAGUCUCCUCUGUGAAGAGCUGGCAAAUACUUCUCGAUGUGCGUGUCGCUUUGGGUACUCUGGGCCGCACUGCGAAACACCAAUAAACCACUGUGUUGAUGGUCUGUGUCAACAUAGUUCGACAUGUGUGAAUCUAACUAGAGGGUUCAAAUGUGAUUGUUUACCAGGGUUAACAGGCCAGUUUUGUGAGAUAAACAUUGAUGACUGUGAAGAAAAGCCGUGUGGAGCUCUGAGUAUUUGUGAAGACUCUCUCGGUGGCUACAAUUGCUUCUGUGCGCCUGGAUUUAUUGGAAGUGACUGCAAGGUUGAAGUGAAUGAAUGUCUCAGCCAGCCUUGUCAAAAUGGAGGCUCCUGCAUUGAUGAGCUCGAUUCGUUUAGCUGCCGGUGUCCUCUUGGAAUCAGAGGAAACCACUGUGAAGUCGACAUAGACGAGUGUAUAUCAUCACCUUGCAUGCACAACGCCACGUGUGUUGACCUUGUUCACGGCUACGGAUGUGUCUGUAUGCCUGGAUUUACAGGUACAGAGUGUGAAGUUGACAUUGAUGAGUGUGCUCCAUCUCCCUGCAAGAAUGGAGCCACUUGCAUUGACCAGCCCGGUAAUUACUUCUGCCGAUGUGUGGCUCCGUUUAAAGGUCAUAAUUGUGAGUUCUUACCCUGUGAGGCCAGUAAUCCAUGUGAGAAUGGCGCAGUGUGUGUUGAGGAGUUGGAUCAAGACUAUUUCCCUUUGGGUUUCCGCUGUCACUGUCGCCGAGGCUUCACUGGUCCCCGCUGUGAAAUCAAUGUGGAUGAGUGCAGCUCCAACCCCUGUUUCCACGGCUUCUGCUAUGAUGUUGUAGACGGCUUUUACUGCCUUUGCAAUCCUGGUUUUGCUGGGCUGAGAUGUGAGCAAGACAUUGACGACUGCAUGAACAGUUUGUGCAGCACCAACUCGAGAUGUAAGGACCUCCACAUGAGUUAUGACUGUGUGUGUCACUCCGGCUGGGAGGGAGAGUUCUGCCAACAUGAAAUAGAUGAAUGUUUAUCGCAGCCCUGCAAAAACAACGCCACCUGCACAGCCCGUCUCAACAGCUACGAGUGUUUGUGCUCGCCAGGCUGGACAGGUGUGGACUGUGCGGAGGAUGUGGACGAGUGUGAUUCUGGGCCCUGUCUAAAUGGAGCUCAGUGUCAGGAGUCAGACGUACUUGGGGAGUUUUCCUGCACCUGUCCCCCGUUCUUCAGUGGCCCCUUGUGCAACCAGCCUUAUGACCCCUGUGACCCUCUCCACAAUCCGUGCCUGCAAAAUUCAACCUGCCUGACACGCUCCAAUGGAACAGCCUCCUGCAGAUGCCCAGCUGGAUUUGAAGGAAGUUGGUGUGAAAUUGACACCAAUGAGUGUAGCUCAAGUCCAUGCCAAAACCAGGGCAACUGUGUGGACCGGGUCAACAGCUACAGCUGUGAUUGUAACAUGGGAUUUUCCGGCCUUCACUGUGAGGAGAAUAUCAAUGAGUGCAACUCGAGCCCUUGCCACCACUCUGCCGUUUGUCAAGACCGUGUGAACAAAUUCUACUGCAUUUGCCCUCCUGGUUAUUUUGGAACGCUGUGUGAUCUGGAUGUGAAUGAGUGCGAGGUUUCACCUUGCCUACACGAGGGCAUCUGUAUCAACACACCGGGGGGCUUCAAGUGUGCCUGUCGCCCGGGAUACUCAGGGGCACGGUGUGGAGUUGACAUCGAUGAGUGUGUUUCCAACCCGUGCCGAAAUGGUGGGAAAUGUAUUGACGCAGCUAAUCGAUACCACUGCUCGUGCCUUGAUGGCUUCAUCGGCCUCCAAUGUGAAACCAACAUUGAUGAAUGCGUGUCAGCGCCUUGUCUUCAUGGGAGCUGUCGAGAUGGAGUAAGUUCAUACUCCUGUCUUUGUGAAUCUGGAUGGAUUGGCAGCCGAUGUGAAAUGAACAUUGACGACUGUGCUUCCAGUCCCUGUUUGAAUGGAGGCUCAUGUGUGGAUCUCAUUGAUAAAUAUGCAUGCUUCUGUCAGGAGGGCUACACAGGGAAAACUUGUGAGAUUGAUAUAGACGUCUGCAAAGAAGCCGCUGAUAAUGUCUCGCUGUGUUUCAAUGGAGCCUCCUGUGUUGACGGUGAGGGAUCAAACUUUAUGUGCAGCUGUCCUCCAGGUUUUAUGGGGGAUUUCUGUGAAGUGGAUGUUAACGAAUGUUGCUCAGCUCCCUGCCACAACGGUGCCAUUUGCCAAGAUCUUAUUAAUAGCUACGUCUGCCACUGCAGGUCAGGUUGGACAGGCCUUCACUGUGAGGAUGACAUUAAUGAGUGCCUUCCAGAGCCCUGCAACCAGGGGAUAUGCAUUCAGAAUGAUCCUGGAUAUGGCUACACCUGUUUCUGUCGUCCUGGAUUUGUGGGGAGGAACUGUGAGCACAACUAUGACGACUGCCUGUUGAAUCCAUGUUCAGAAGCAUUUUCCUGUGUAGAUGGCAUCAACAAGGUCAGCUGCCUGCCUCCUGUUGCGGAUACCGUUCCCUUGACGACUGCAGUCAAGAAUACCACUCGCGGCUCCUCACCCACGGUGUCAACGCCAACACUCAACCAAACAGCAGCGGAGAAAUCUGCAGAUUCGAGCUACAUUCAGUACUUUGGGAAUUCAUACAUGGAGUUUGAGGGAAUUGACCUCAGCGCCCUCAACAACAUUACUGUGAGAUUUCAGACUCAAGUGACCGAGGGAACUAUACUCUAUGUGGACCAAGGACCUGCUAACGGGGAUUUCUUUUUCAUGAAACUCUUCAUCCUGGAUGGAAUCUUGAAGUAUGCCUUCUGCUGUAACCAAGAGGAUGAGGUUGCUUGGAUCAAUUCAUUAAUUCCUGUUAGUGAUGGCAAGGUUCACGUUGUUAAUAUCAGACAGCACCUGACCCCCUGUGAGGCAGAGCUGACUCUUUCUGGUUAUGAGAAAAUCAAAAGUACAGCAAGUAAUUACUGGUUGGGAAACAUCAUAAUGAGAACAAACCACAUCUUCACAGGUGGUCUGCCACAACAAUAUCUCCCCAAUCAGAGAGCGAAACCAUUCCAGAACUAUAAUGGCUGCAUUGAAAUAAUUGAAAUUAAUAAACUGAGGAGUUUUUAUACAUCUGAUGCCAUCGCCACCAGCAACAUAGAUCAAUGCAGAUCUACUCUGCAUGUCAUUGAAGCCGCCGCAAUGAGUUCUUCAAAUUGGACAACUCAAUCAACCACCUCUGACCCAGUGAACACAACAACAACAACAAUGGCAGCUUCCACACAAACAACAAAACCUCCCCUGCAGGAACCUCAAGUUUGCCACGACAGUCUUUGCCGCAACGGAGGAACAUGUCAUCAGCUGCAGCGGCCUGGGGCUGCUCUGCCUUCCUGCCACUGCCCGCUGCAUUUCACCGGCACCUUUUGUGAGAAAGAUACUACAGUAUAUAUACCCUCAUUCGAUGGCACGUCUUAUUUGGAGCUGCUGCCUCUUUCAUCUCUUCUGCAGCCUUCUAGCGCCAGUAAUAAUCUCCCUGCUACUGUCAAGGACACCCCUGUUAUUCUCUACUUGACAGUGAAAACAAGAUCUACACAGGGCACCAUCCUCUACACUCAGCAGCAGAACUUUGGGGAUCAGUAUCUUCAUGUGUUCCUUCAAGAUGGAAGCCCUGUUGCUGAACUUGACUGUGGUGGCAGUCAUGUUGUGAAUGCAGCUACAGGCCAGAUCAUUAAUAAUGACAGAUGGACACCAAUCACAAUCCGAUACAAUCUCUCUGUUGGCAAACAGGGAGGGUCAUGUAUGAUUGAAAUAGCUCCAGAUAAUGGGACGCGUGUCGAGGAGUAUGUGUCGCACCCGGCGUCAGAGGGAAACUUUGGACCCAUAUUUCUUGGGGAUGUUUCAUCCCAUUGGGAGAUGCAUGACGGGAGUGCAAAGGGAGCGAGGAGAUUCAUUGGAUGUAUCAAGGAACUUCAGGUCAACUCCAAAGAGAUUUAUCUGGUGGGCGAGGCCGUGAGAGGGCGAAACAUCGAGGAUUGUGACCCGCCUGUAUGCCAACACCUUCCCUGUCGUAACGGAGGAACUUGUGUCAGUGAUGCCGAGGACUGGUUCUGUGAGUGCCCCCCGCUUUACGCCGGCCGGCUGUGCCAGUUCGAUGCUUGUGAGCGCAACCCCUGCGGUCACGGAGCCACAUGCAUUCCAAAGUCUCCAUUGGAGGCCAUAUGUCUCUGCCCCUACGGACGACAAGGUCUACUGUGUGGAGAACCCAUCAAUAUAACUCGUGCCAGAUUCAGUGGAAGUGAUGAGUUUGGUUACACUUCCUUCGCGGCUUAUUCCUCCAUCCCGAGCCUCAGCUUCUUCUACGAGUUCAAGCUGAAGUUCACACUCGCCAACAAUUCAUCGGCUGUGAAAGACAACCUGCUGCUGUUCGCUGGGCACAAAGGACGAGGCGAUGCUGGUGAUGACUUCCUGGUGUUGGGACUACGAAAUGGCCGAGUUUUGCAUAGAUUCAACCUGGGUUCAGGUGUCGCAACCAUCGUCAGUGAUCGACUUGACCCCCAGGUCAACGUUCACACCGUGACAUUUGGAAGGUCCAAGAAAACCGGAUGGCUGAAGCUUGACGGACAACGUAACAGAACAGGAUCCUCUCCAGGACCACUGUUGGGCCUCAAUGUUUUCCACCAGCUCUUUGUUGGUGGAUAUAAUGAGUACACUCCUGAACUGCUGCCACUUGGGUCCAGGUUCCGUCAUGGCUUUCUGGGGUGCAUUUUUGACAUGCACUUCCGUACAAAAAGAGACGGAAAGUUCCAAGUGCUGGGAAAGCCUUCGGGACAUGCUGUGUUUGGGCGCAGCGUGGGUCAGUGUGGCGUCACCCCUUGUGCUCAUGUUCACUGCAGAAACGGAGGGACAUGUGUGAACUCUGGGUCAUCUGUCUAUUGCCAGUGCCCAUUUGGAUGGAAGGGAGCGCUGUGUUCUGAGACCGUGUCUGUGUGCGAUGUGGAGCACAGCCCCCCUCCUCUGUGCGUCCAUGGCGCUGCCUGCAUCCCUCUCCCCAAUGGAUAUACCUGCCAGUGCCCCCUGGGGUCUGUGGGACUCUACUGCGAGAAAGCGAUUGCCAUCAGCGACCCCUUCUUCAGCAGUGACCAGUCUUCAUGGAUGUCCUUCCCACCUGUGAGAACUCGACACAGGAGCUUGCAGCUGCAGUUCCAGCCUUUAUCACCCGAUGGCAUCCUCGUCUACACCGCACAACAUCUCGGUGCCAGAGCUGGAGACUUCUUGUGCCUCUCGUUGACGUCCGGCUUCGUCCAGCUUCGCUACGACCUCGGGGACGGCGUCCGUGUCUUGCAGUCCGUUCAGCGAGUGGACUUGCGCGGCAGAAGCUGGCACACGGUGAAGGCCGGAAGAGCCGGUCGCCAAUGCUUCCUCAGUCUGGACAAUCAGGAGAUCAGAGAGCGCCCGGCUCACGGGAUGACCACCCUAGAUGUUGCUACGGACGUCUUUGUCGGGGGCGUGUCCACUCUGAGCUUCGUUUCGGUGGACGCAACAGAAGAGGAGCCGCUGGGCUUCACCGGCGGUUUAAGAGAACUUCUAGUCAACGGUGAAGAGUUUGAGUUAACGGAGACGGGGGCAGUAAGUGGAGCGAACGUAGGCGACUGGGAUGGGACAGCCUGCGGGUACAAAGUAUGCCACAACGGCGGUCGCUGCAGGGCAACAGGAAGUGGCUCAUUCACAUGUGUAUGCCUGCCAUCGUGGACUGGCCCCGUGUGUAACCAGGCUGCGAGCUGUGUCGACAACAUCUGCAAAGCGGGCUCCUCGUGUGCGCCAUCUGGUGUCGCCUCCUACCGCUGCAUUUGCCCCUUGGGAUGGGGUGGGAGGCACUGCGACGCGGAAAUACCCACGCACACUCUCAAGUUCGUGGGAAGCUCGUAUGUUAAAUAUCAAGACCGAAGAUACAACACGAGGAAUUUUAAAUGCGCACGGGUUUCUUUCAGCUUCCUCACGGGCUCAAAUGACAGCGUGAUAAUGUGGAUGGGGAAGGCCGAACAUGAAGACGAUGAUUACCUCACGGUUGGACUGGAGAACGGCCACCUCAAAAUCGCGGUCAAUCUCGGGGAGAAGCUUUCCGUCCCGAUAGAAUUCCGAAAUCUCGCACUGUGUUGCAACACGUGGCACAAUGUCUCCGUCGCUCUCAACAGCACCGUCAUCCAGGUGUUCCUGAACCACCGGAGAGUCCUUCACGAGGACCUGGACCCAUUGGAGCGCUACGUGGCCCUAAACUAUGGCGGCCAGCUUUAUUUGGGAGGAUUUGAACUGGACAGAAAUGUAUCAAUGGUCACUCAUGGGUUGUUUUCAAAAGGCUUUGAAGGAAGUCUCAGAAAUGUUUAUUUGUUUAAAGAUACCAAGCCGCUACUGUUUCUCAACAAUAGUGAGGGUUUUAAUGUUUAUGAGGGCAACGAAUAGUCGGGAGACUCUUUGAGACGUCAUAUAAAACUUGAUAUUAGCUGUUUUAAAAGGACAUGCUACAGUAGCCCACGAGGAAAUGUGUGUAACAUUUGGUAGUAGUUAGGUUAAUGUUUUUUUUUUAAAUACUCAGCUUUACUUAAAUACUUGUUUCUUAAACACCAUCACUCAAUUCU